UCGGUUUCGGUUGCGUUUCUGUUUUCUGUCAGUUGCAUUUAAAGCUCCGAGCACAGCAGUUGCAGUCGCAUUUAUUUAUAACUAAAACAAAAAUCGUUGUUGAUUAGCAACAGAAAAUUAACGUGGUUAUACUAAGUUCCAGAUCGUCAUCACCAAACACGCCAUGAAGCUCAACGCGAGUCUGCUUCUCAUCUGUGCCGCUUUGCUGGGCUGCUCAACGGCCACGGAUGUCAGGCCAUGUCCGAAAUCUAAGGCAAAGGCUCUAAGUGCCAGCGAGGUGUCCAUCUCAAACUGCCCCAAAAACAAGUGCAUACUCAAGCGCAACACCGAGGCCAGCAUCCAGAUGAAGCUCCGGCCGGAACGUGACUUCCAAGAGCUGACCUCUGACAUCCAGGGCAUCAUUCUGGAUGUGCCCCUCCCUUUCCCCGGCUACUAUGGCACCAGCGCCUGUCCGCACAUCUACGACGAGGCGGGCGAGAAGAAGGUGGGCUGCCCCCUGAAGGCCGGCCAGGUGUAUACCUACAAGAACAGCUUCAAGAUCCUGCCCGUCUACCCCACCGUCAGCCUGGAGAUCCACUGGGGACUUGGCGACAAGCAGGGCGAUGCCGCCUGCUUCCAGAUCCCCGCCAAGAUCAAGGCUUAGUGCACUCAAUGUAGCUUUUAUUAGUGGUAAAUCUUAGGAGCUUAAGUAAUAGGGAUUAAGUAUGGUUAAGUUAGGGCUCCCAUAGCCGAGAGAGAGAGAGCGCACGCAAUCUGGUGGCCAUUAUUGCGGCAUCCAGCCAGUGACGCAAUAUGGCCAGAGGACUCCACCAGAACCCGCUCGGAAGAGGUUUAAUAAAAAAUUUCCACAACGAA
Drosophila kikkawai is the source of this 855-nucleotide messenger RNA. RefSeq names its product Niemann-Pick type C-2b (gene Npc2b). Lineage: Eukaryota; Metazoa; Arthropoda; Insecta; Diptera; Drosophilidae. The record is from RefSeq and is a predicted model, not a curated record. Gene Ontology annotation, molecular function: sterol binding. Gene Ontology annotation, biological process: intracellular cholesterol transport.